CGGCGAUAUAUCCGAGCUACCAGUCGGGUGUCACGUCGGCAUCGAAAAAUAUUUAAAACACCUCCUUGACAAAACAUAAAACACCUCCGAUUUCAAUAUAAUCACCAAAGAUAACCGAUAACAUCCAAUUAGUGACGCAGUGUGAUAUUGAGAUCUCAUUUUAUUCAUAAUCAACAUUGAAAAAGUGAAUAGAAAAUCCUCAGAAAAAACCUUGACGCUUUGGCAUACUCCCAAAAACUAUUAAAAUCUUUCUCACUCGAUUUAUAUACAUCCUCAAAUACAGUGUUCUAUAAUUUCGAGUUGAUUCAGUGAUCGGUCGUUGCGUAAAGAACCUUGAGAUACGCCGUUAUCGUGAUUGGAAAGUGCCCGGAUGUGCAUAAUGCAAAAAAUGUUGUUGUGUUGAAUCGUUGAAAGAUGCCCGCUGUUUUGGAGAUUGUUUAUCAAGAUGCAAAGAGGAAGACCAAGAGUGAGAGGAGGAAAAUCUGUCAAUAUCAGAGAUUGGGAGAAGCAAGGAGAGUUGCUGAAAGAAUGGAACGAUGAAUUGUGCAGUGCGGAAUCGUUACCCGAAGUGGAAAUUAUCAGCCUCUUAGAAGAACAGAUUCCGAAAUAUAGAUUAAGAGCUGAUACACUAACUAAAUUUGGAGGUUACGAAAAUCAAGACUGGUUUAUACCGUCGCCGGCUCUCGAGGUUGACGAGGCCGAUUUGAAGUUAUCGCCGGAUCAAAUCCGGGAAACUUUGAAUUAUUUCCUUCUAUGUAGCAAUCGCGUGAGCCAAAUGACAAAGACCUACGAUGAUAUUGAAGCGGUUACUAGGCUUCUGGAAGAGAAAGAAAAGGAUUUAGAACUGACAGCUAGAAUCGGUAAAGAACUUCUGGUAAAUAACAACAAACUAGAAAACACAGUGGCGUCAUUAGAAACGGAUCUGAAAGCGGCUCACGAAAAAAUCACUCAACUCAGUCAUGAAGUACACAAAAAAACUGAACUCAUACAAAUACUCACCAACGAUAUGGACGAUGUCGGUUUGGAGAACGGAUCAUCGGGGAAAGUUAAUUUGGAAUUGAUGAACAAACGGAUUUCUUCACUGGAAGAUGAAAAUAAGGCUCUGAAAAUGGAAUAUUGUCGAUUGGCAUCUUGUGCGGAUGAUAUAGAAGCCGAAGAAGCUAGAUUACUGAAAGAUCUUACAGGGCAGCUGACUUGUGCCAAUUCGAGCAUGACCUAUUUAGAAGACGAAGUAGAUAGAUUAAAAGACGAAAAUAGGCAACAACACGAGCAGAUUUUGGCAUUACAGUCCCAGCUUCAAGACACCGAAAGUAAAUUACGUAAGAUCUUAUCAGAAAAUGACGAAUUGAGUGGCAUUCUCCAAAUCACCAAAGAUAAUCAAGGUAGUUUAGCUGUCGAAUUAUCAGAAUUCAAAGCUCGGUAUUAUGAAGUCGAAGCAUUACUACGUGAUGCUCAGGAUCAAUUAAGGAAACUAAGAAAGAAGCAAAUGCCCGGUGCUAGGAUUAAUAUGUUCUCAUCUUUAGGACAGAACGCAAUUGGACCUUACGAUAGCCUUCAGAGCGAACUUGAGAUGUCUAUACAUUCUGAACUAAGCACCGAUUCUGGUAUAUCAAAUUCGGAUUUAGUGCCACAAUACAAGAAAGUAUUUGAUACGGUGAGAUGUGCAUCACAGAAUUCUCUCAGCGGAAGUGACAGCUUGGGCAGUCUCCAUUCUAGUAUGGGCGGUUAUGUAAGUAAUAUUGGAAACAAUUCAGGACCGAGAAUGUCUUCUAGAAUGCAAACUGCUACAGAUUUAAGAAGAUCAUCAGGAUCAAUAUAUAGUAGCAGUUCUUUAGGAUAUCCCAGUAUAGAGUCUACAGGAUAUUCAGAUACUGAUUGUAGUCAAACAGACUCGGAUGAAGGAUAUCCAAGUGGACCCCGCAAAGGAAUACCUGGAGUACCUGGUGCUACAGAACUAGAAGCCGCUUUGAAGAGAUUAACCCCUGGUGAAAUUUUGGCGAGGAGAGCAAAUCUUCAACAUGGACCUACGUAUGGGGGUUAUGAAGGUGAGUCGUACCUUCCAUUCGGUUGUCGAACUCCAGACAGUUUAAUGUCUACUGGCUCCAGUCACUACCAUGGUUGGAAGUUACCUGAGAAGCUGCAAAUCGUCAAGCCAAUGGAAGGGUCGCAAACUUUACAUCAAUGGUCACAAUUGGCACAACCUACCUUCGGCGGCAUUCUAGAUGAAAGACCUGGUGUAAAAAUAAGAGUUGGUAAAGAACUAGAAGAACUUGGCUUAGAAUCAUAUGCACUCAGUGAUUUAGAAGAAGACGAAGAAUAUACCAAUCCCGGGAAGAUAUUUGAUGCAUCUGUUCAUACAUACACUUACACCAAUAGCACUAUAAUGCAUCCUGAUGAUGGUACCACAUCAGUAACGCACAGUCAAAUGGGAAGUCGCAUGGCAUCAGUUUGUUCGAGUGUUCAACCAUCUCCACCUCAAACUCCAAUAGUCAGAAGUAGAAGGAAUUCUUGUAGUACUUUCUCCACUACCCUGGGCUUAGCCAAGAUGCUUAAUGAAAGAGGUAUCAAAGCAGUGACUCCAUCUUGUGUACCAACCCCGAGUGGACCUAAUAGUUUUACUCCGACAGCCACUCCACAUAACAGUCCUGAUAGCAGUCCAAUGUCAACAAGACCUGGCUCUCCGGAACCCUAUGAGGAACUAAGCCUGCCUCAAUUAAUUUUAAGCUCAGUUCCAACGUUUCUGAGAGACACCAUCGGUGGGGGGGCUAAAAAGAAAGUCCCUCUUCCUAAACAUAAGAGAGUUCGAACGGAGAAAAACGAGAGUCUUGUGGGAAAGAUAGAAAGAAUGGGUAUUAAUAAUCUAAUGGCGAAUCCCAGCGCGCUGUACGCUCGACCAGCACUCACAAGUCCCAUGGCACAAUUAACUUGCCUGUUACCCAGUCAUGGUAAUGAAGAUUUACCUUCCAAGGGACAGAAACAACCCAGCCCGCUUUCUACUAUAUCCGAACCGACAGGAAUAUCUUCACAGCGCAAAGGUAAUUUAGGAGUACCUGGUAAACCGGGUAGUGGAGCACUAAAUCGUAGAUUAGAACAACUUAACGCACGUAAACAACGUCGACAGCAACAGGGAGGGGGUGUUACAAGACCCGAUUUAGGAACAGUAUCGGUAUCUAAACCUGUUGAACAACCUGAACAACAUACAUCGACAUUAGGAACAUUAAGUUCAUUGCUAUUCGGUAGAAAAGGCGGUUUAUUCUAAAAAUAAGGUAGUCAAAAUAUAAAUCAUGUUUCAAUACUAUUGACGUUAUGUAAAAUGCCAUUUGUUUAAUUUCUCUUUAUGCAUACAAAUAAGUCCAAUGUUAUUACGUUUAACAAGUCAAAAAAUUAUAAAUCUGUUGAAAAAAAUACUUUUUCAGUAUAUAAUAAUAUUGAUACCUAGACCGGGAGGGUUUGGACAAGUAAUUGUCCGCGAUUCCUGCCCUUUGAGUUAUUGAAGAAGUAUAGAAAGUACUUGUGAUUCCUGAAAAAAUAGGAUUCCAUUGACAUUUUCCUGGGAAAAUGUCCUGCCUCGUUUUUCUGAUUCCUACCAUGUUUAUAGAAUGAUAUUUUACAUACCCAAACUUUUUUGCUCGAGGACUUACCUUCCUUGUGGAAUUUUUAUCGCGACCCACAUAUUAAAUAAUAAUUAGCCACAUAUCACUAUAAUAAUUAUUAUUACUAUUUUUAAUUAUUAUCAUGAAAUUUCUCUUUUGAGGAACAGGUACAAGUGUAAAGAGAAAUAAGAAAUGAUGAAAAAACACUUUUAAUUCAGAAUCUUGAAAUUAAACAAAUAAAUAAUAAAAAAGUGAAAAAAGACUUACGUAAUUAAUGUGACUUGUGUAGCUGGUGUUUAUGAGUUACAAGAGACUCUAUGACUGGGUUGAAAGUUAAAACCUUUAAACGCCGAUCACUUUCCACACAAAGCCUGUUUCUAUAUUUAUUUUUUAAAUAUACCCAAGUAGAGAAUGCCUUCUCACACAAAUAUAUGUGAGAAACCCCAUCAGCUCUUUUAAGGCUAUGUUCGAAUGAACUAGAUAUUCCCCCGUGGCCUUUAUCCAAAAUAGAGUUAACGUCAAGUCCUUAAAUGUUUAUAUCAGAGUAAAAUCACAAGAUACUUCUGUAAGGGAGUCUUCUUCAAAUGCUGAGAGCUCUACUUUGGUCAGGAAAUCAUUAUCAAACGGAUUUCUUAUCCAGAGAAGCUCAUCUUGUAUUUUUGGAAAAUACCUCCUAAAACAAAAACCAUCGUUAAGUAUAUAAAUAACAAUUUUUAGGAUAUUCAAGUUACGUAAAUAUCAGUUGGAAAAAUGGUAUUAUUCAUAAAAAAUCUGUACUAAUUACCUGAGACUGGUAGCCAAUACUCGAGGAUGUUCCUUUAUUGCUAAUCUUGAGUCCAUAUGUUUCUAAAAAGUUAUUGAUGAGUGGAAAAACAUCAAAAGAACUCUUUUCCACUUGAUUGACCCAUCUUUCAAAUUUUUUAAUGUUUGCUUCGAUCUUAUCUUGCACAUAGAACUUGUGGACGUCCUUUUCUUGAAGUAUCAAAUAAAGAAUGUUCAGGUUACUGAAAUCGUACCUUAAAUAUGAAAGUUGUAUUGACCAGUUUUCAUAAUGUAACAUUUCCAAAAAUUUGGCUAUCUAUUUGGCCCCAUCGUCAUUUUUCAACAAAAACAUCACGAAGCUCAAACAAUCUUGACAGCACUUCAUCUCUUGAGAGCCACCGUACUUUACAUCAAUUCACAUAUUCUUGGUCUGUUUCGGAAACCUUGAAAACAAAUAUUUGAAAUAUACAUAUUUUAUUAGGUAUUUUAGGCGUUAAAAAAAUUUUGAUAAUGAUAAACAAUCGUUCUAUAAACGUGGCGGGGAAUCGAAUUUCGUCGCAAGACACACUUUUGUUUGUUUUUGGAAAAUCUCGUUUACCAGGAAAUUCGUUCCAAUCCCUUCCGGUUUAUAAUAAAAUAGUGUGGCUUGUGGUCACAUUAUUUACCCAAUUGCCUUAUGAACUGGGAAAGUUGUGUAGAAAACAUUUUUUUUCACUUAACAACUUCAUAUUAUAUCAUUUAAAAGAAUAUUUUUAUAGGUUUAUAUUAAAACCAUCUUUAGCAAUAAAAAUUAGUUUUUCAAUAAAUAAUGCAAUGUACAUUGUAGAAACUAAGACUACAAUAACUAAUUUUUUCAAUUAAACCAACAGGACAUUGGCCUACCUUAUUCAUUAUUUAUUUUUAAAACUUCAUGGACUUACCUUUAUAUUUUCAUGUUGUCACAAGGAAUAACUUUCCUUCAAAGUUGAUGAAUUUAUAUAAUAACGUCUAUAGUAUUCAAAAUUCAAUCAUAGGUUUAAUAGCGAGGUUGAAAAUUUUUUAAAAUAAAAUAUUAUUAAGUAGACGAGUUAACAGUAUUGUUUCGACUUAGUCAUGUAAUGAUUACAGCACAAGUGAUUAUUAUAAACUUCUAAAAUCAUCUCCUCAAAGAUGUGUCCAUAGGAAGUUAACUUUUCGUUACUUUUUCCAUGUUCCACUUAUGAAAUCAAAUUAUUAACUAAACAAAAAGUUGCUGCUUGUUUAUUGAAAUAUUAUUUAUAUUGUUGCAAAUUUAAAUAUCAUAUUAUAAUGGUUCAGUUCAUUCCUAAAUGUUAAAUUUUAAUUUAACGCUGAUGUUACUUGAAAUAACAGUAGAAACGAUUUGUCAAAGUUAAAACCUUAUUGUAUAAAAUACAAAUUUCCAUACGUGGUUUUAUAAAAAUAAAAUAGCCUCAAAUCUAGAAAUUUUAGAUUUAGACAUCAAAAAUUUUAUUUAAUUUCUUAACUGGUAUAAAACCUUUAGUUGAAUUGGACACAUGUAAUUGUAUCACUUGCUUCUUAAAAUGUCUUAAUUACCGAAUUAAGUGUGUCUUAUUUAAAAAUUUUAAGUCAUCCAAGCUUUAAAGGCAUUAACAAAAUACAUCGUAUUAAAUUAUUGUCAACAAUGUUUACUUUUCUAAAAUAUUAUUUUUUAAAAUACUUAUUAGCUACAGCAUGAUAUUUUUAUUGGAAAUUAAAACAUUACUUAUCUUAUUUUGAUUCCCAUGCAAUUUAAACAUAUGAAGUCAGCAGUUCACUUAGACAUUAAACCAUCUUUUGGUCAAUUAGUUUCCAUAUAUGUUUUAAUUUGAAAAUCUUAUUGAGCAAUAAGGCCACAGAUCUCCUAAAUUUAGAUAUGAUGUCCUUCAUAAAAUAUUUGUAUCUUUAAAUUUUUUCAAUUUCAACGUUUUGGCCCAUUUAACUACAGCAGUCCUACUCAGACCCUCACUAGCGAAGAAUUUCCGUGUUUUUAAUGCCUUCCCUUGCAAAAAAACGAAUGAGUAAUGGCGGUCAGUACUUUCCAUUUCCUCAUGGUUGUACCGCACGCGUGAAACGUGCGUUCGCGUUAAAAACUAUGCCACACUGUUCGCGACUAUAAAAACAUACAGGGGCAUUAUCUACAGCGUUUGUAUCGGAUUUUACAACUUUUUAUACCAUUUUGUUCUUUUUUGUUAUUUUCAAUGAAAAAAAGUAUUUGUUGAGUAGUUUGUAGAUUUUGGCUAUUAACAUCUCUUUUUGUAAUAAUUAUUUGUUUAUAUUAGUGGAAUUACCAUUAACUAUUAUCUAGAUCGAAAGGAUCAAGUUUUUAAUGUCAUAACAUAUCAAAAAAUCUUCUUUAUUUGUUUUUUAUACUUUUAACUAUUUUUAUAGAAUAAAAGUGGCUUAAUGCGAAACCGAUAUAUUUUAUUUAUAAAAACCCUUCAAUAAUACAACAAAUUCAGAUUGCUUGGAGCCUUGCAAUGUAAUAAGCCAGUUUUGGAAGUUGUAAGUGGUAAAAUAUACAUUGGUUAGGUUAGUCCUUAACUUCCCUAAAUUUUGGAUUAAGUCACUUUUGUUCAGAGCAUGAGAAAUACUGAAUAAAACUUGAAUACAUUGAUGCACAUCUCGCCGCAUAUGGUCCUUCAAGCCGGAUAUUUUGUAUUGAAUAUUUUUUAUUCCAUAUAAAAAACAAAAUCUAAAUUUUUUUAUCAUUAUUUGUGUUAUUUCAAAACAUUCACUGACUUCAUUGCAUCAUUACAUAUAAUCUUUUGAAUGGCAUGUGUUUAAAGAUUUUCAUGAUAUAUUAAAGUAUCCGCGCUUUUCCUUCUUCUGUUUUGAUUUGAUCGAGGUGAUUGUAUAAUUGUACUUAAUAGAACGCCAUAUAAACUUUAUAUAUUUCAGACUUUGAUGUAGCACAAAAUAUAUUUUAUAAAUUUGAUUUUUGGAUACCUUUCUAUUUGGUGCUGUUUUAAAUGCUAAGUUAUAGUUGUAAUUCUUAGGGGUCUAUUCUGUACCUUUUAACCAUUGGUUAAAAAUAACCAAUGGUUAUAUUUAAAUGUUGUGUAUAACCAUUGUUUGUAUUCUAUCAUCAAAACUUUAGUUGUAUAUGUAAGCAACAGCGGGUAUAGUGUUGGUUAUAGUAUUAUUUAUAUCGACAAGAUGUAAGGAUAUAAAAUAAUUUAACUACAUUUUCAAGGAUUUUGUAACGUUGUCAAACUUGUGCCUAACUUCGUUACGUAAAUAUAACCGUAUCGUUAAAAAUGAAAAAUUAACCAGAUAGUUAAAACUGAACAAUACAGAAUACUCAACCGGUUUAAUUUCUAUAUCGAUGUUAUUAAAAAUAAAUUGAUAACCUAAUGGUUACAAAUAACCGAAAAGUUACAGAAUAGACCCCAUAAUGUAAAUAAUAUUUUAUGUAUAUAGUCAUGAUAGCAAUCCCGAAACUAUUGAAAAUUAUUUGAAUGUAGAUUAUUACACCUAUAAAGUGCCAAAUGUUAAUUGACACAAAUCUCUUACAGCAAUUAAUUUCAAUUUACUUUUCAUUAUUAAGCAAUAAUUGUGGAUUUGUGUCAUGCAGUAGCCCAGUACUAAUCUAAAUGUGAAACUAUUUGUUCAUGAAAAACUCCACUUCAAUAAAAAUCUAAUCAAAAAGUAUGAAAAUAACAAAGGAAAAAGUUCUUUCUUCAUUUAAAUCUACUUUUAAAUAGGUUGAUAGUUUUGGAUACUC
Diorhabda sublineata is the source of this 8079-nucleotide messenger RNA. It is a transcript of the gene milt, whose product is annotated as trafficking kinesin-binding protein milt. NCBI's taxonomy places the organism in Eukaryota, Metazoa, Arthropoda, Insecta, Coleoptera, Chrysomelidae. The record is from RefSeq and is a predicted model, not a curated record. The coding region runs from base 446 to 3259 and encodes 937 amino acids. The transcript has 15 exons.